Molecule: messenger RNA, 1214 nt
Organism: Acanthisitta chloris (rifleman)
Lineage: Eukaryota; Metazoa; Chordata; Aves; Passeriformes; Acanthisittidae
Gene: BCORL1
Product: BCL6 corepressor-like 1
Exons: 8
Biological process (GO): negative regulation of transcription by RNA polymerase II
Cellular component (GO): nucleus
Molecular function (GO): protein binding; transcription corepressor activity
Source: RefSeq, a predicted model, not a curated record
AUGGAGAAGGUGGAGGAGGAGGGACGGCAGAAAAGUCGGAAAUACCAGACAGGGGAAUAUCUGACUGAGCGGGAGGAGGAGCGAGUGGGCUACCCUCACCGGAGGCGGAAAUCCAAAGCAGAUCUUAGGUACCGGAAGCAGAAGGAGUCUGGGAAGGGUAAAGGCACAGAGCUGCGGCUGAGGAGCAGGCUAUCCCCAUCCCCCCGGAAAUCUCAAGGACACACAGACUUUCGGAAUGGCUUCUUCCUGGAGCACUCCGACAGCUCUCCCGUCCAAGAAGAGCUGGAGAAACCAUCAGGAAAACGCAAAUGUAAAACCAAACACCUGGCAGGGAUCUGUGAUGAGGGGAAGGGGAAAGGCUGCUGUAACCAGCCCAAAAUGUGCUCUCUGAAGAAGUCCCAGGACUUGUGGACAGUUUGUAAGUCACAGCAGGUCAGCCCAGGGAGCUCCCCUGAAUUGCCCACAGCCCAGAACAUUCCUCCUGGAGCUCGGCGGCUGAUUGUGAAUAAAAACGCGGGGGAGACCCUCCUGCAGCGAGCAGCUCGCCUGGGCUACAAGGAUGUGGUGCUGUACUGCCUGCAGAAGAAGAGCAGCGACGUGAACCACCGCGACAACGCUGGGUACACAGCCCUGCACGAGGCCUGCGCGCGCGGCUGGAUUGACAUCCUGCACAUCCUGCUUGAGCAUGGUGCCAACGUGAACUGCAGCGCGCAGGAUGGCACCAGGCCUGUUCAUGAUGCAGUAGCAAAUGACAACCUGGAAACCCUGUGGCUUCUACUCUCCUAUGGUGCUGAUCCCACUCUGGCCACAUACUCUGGGCAGACAGCAGUGAAGCUGGCCACCAGCGAUGUGAUGAAGCACUUCCUCUCCGAUUACCUGUCAGAUCUCCAGGGCCGCACUGAUGGAGACCCUCGGACAGCCUGGGACUUCUACAGCAGCUCUGUGCUAGAGGGGAAGGACAGCAUCGGCUGCGACCUUCUGCUCAACCCUCCAGGGAGUUCAGACCUGGAGGAGGAGGAGCAAGAAGCAGACAACUUCAUGUUUGAGUUCUCAGACAAGCCACUGCUUCCCAGCUACAACCUCCAAGUGUCCGUCUCCCGGGGGCCCUGCAACUGGUUCCUCUUCUCCGACGUGCUCAAGCGGCUGAAGCUGUCCUCCCGCAUAUUCCAGGCCCGCUUCCCGCACUUUGAGAUCGCCACGCUGCCCCGGGCAGA